Messenger RNA from Nakaseomyces glabratus, 1284 nucleotides. It is a transcript of the gene RPC53, whose product is annotated as DNA-directed RNA polymerase III subunit C53. The record is from RefSeq and is a predicted model, not a curated record. Lineage: Eukaryota; Fungi; Ascomycota; Saccharomycetes; Saccharomycetales; Saccharomycetaceae. Gene Ontology annotation, cellular component: RNA polymerase III complex. Gene Ontology annotation, molecular function: DNA binding. Gene Ontology annotation, biological process: tRNA transcription by RNA polymerase III.
AUGAGUGGAAGAUUGCCUUCGCUUAAGGAUUCUGGCGCUUCAAAGCCGUUGAAGUUUAAGCCUAAGGCCGUUGCGAGAAGGACAAAGGAGGAGCGAGAAGCUUCUGUUCCGAAAUUGAAGCCGGAUGAAGUUGAAGUGGAUAAGAAUAGGAGAAAGAGGGCGCCACCAACAGCCAACAAGAAGCGUGUGCCAAAAUACCUGAACAACACUCAUGUCAUAUCCAGUGGUCCGAUGGCUGCAGGAACGUACUCUUCGAACUCGGGUUCAAUGAAUCGAGGGUUUGGUUCUCCAAUUAUUAAGACUGAUGAGGAGACCUCAUCACUGAUUCAAAAGAGUCUGGAAUCCUUGGAGAAUGGAAACGGAGAUGAUGAAGAUGAAGAUAUGGAAGGACAAAGGACAAGGGCAAGAAAACUGAAUAUGGGUAAAGAAUUAAGCUACAAGCAGUAUAUACUACACGAAAAGGAAAUCGAGGAUGACGAUAACGAAGACGAUGUUGACUUAACCACUGCCGAAGGCGAAGCCACGGAGGAGUUGGAAACAAGAAGAAUUGAGCAAUUGUUCCCUGUACGUCCACUAAGAGUUAGACAUGAAGACACAGAAACGCUACAUAAGACUAUUCAGGAAACAUACUCAGAAAUAGCGACGCGAGAAGCUACACCGGCUCCACAAAGUGUUACUCAAAUCAAAGAGGAUCCAGAACACGCAAAUUCUUUGCAAGACGUAUUAGUGAAAAAAGAGAAUGAGCUCCAAAAUAAGUUAGAAGAACUGUAUAUAGAAAACGGUGUUGAUGGCCAAUCUAGGGAGCUAAACCUAGAGAAAAUCCAGAUACAGAACGACUAUAUUAAGAUCUUAAAGAACAUCGAAAAGAUAAACGACAAGCCAAAUAAGUUCAUGGUCUUCCAAUUGCCACCUAAGCUACCAGAGUUCAAGGUCAAACCCAGCAAACGAGAGGCAAACAAUGAACAAGCACCAACCAGUAUAGAUGACAAAUCCAACACAGAUGACAAGCCAGGUAAGAAAGCCAAGCAACAAGAACCUGAGCCAGAGUUAAACGGUAAGAUAGGCUCUUUGAGAAUUCAUAAAUCUGGUAAACUGACAAUAAAAAUUGGAGAUGUUGUAAUGGAUAUCAGCAGAGGUGCUGAGACAACAUUCAUUCAGGACAUUGUCAAAAUUAAUGAGCACGAAGAUACGAACCAAGAUAAAGACCCUGAAGAGCAACUACCACCUUCCAUAGAAUGCUUAGGAACUGUAACAGGAAGAGCAGUGGUACAGCCAAGUAUAUAA